AUGGCCAACUUCAUCGCAACUGUUGAGGCCAUCAUGACACCCUCGCUCGCCACAAUCAUUAUUGGUGCAAUCAUCAUCAUCGGUGCUCCUAUAAUUCUUCACCUCAUCCUCUCUUCGUCAAGGACAUACACCGUCGCCCCUAGCGUCCUCCUUCUCGGUCCCGCCAACGCUGGCAAGACGUCACUUCUCACACUCUUUGAGCGCGGCGCUUCUGGUACCGAGACGCACACUUCCCAGGUGUCGCACGAUGUUGAGCUCAACGCCUCUACCGACUCCGAUAACAAGCACUCUUACCGCAACCACGAUACCCACGACGGUACAUACACCAAGUUUCUGCUUGUCGAUACUCCUGGACAUGGAAAGCUGCGAAACGUGCCGAUGAGCAAGCUGGACCGCACUGAAAAACUAAAGGCCGUUGUCUUUUUGGUGGAUGCCGCUGCUAUCGGAGAGCCCGAGGUUCUUGCGCCCACCGCUGCGUAUCUCUACGACGUGCUGCUUUUCCUGCAGAAGCGGGCUACCACCGCCAAGGCCAAGGCUGCGAUCCCUAUUCUUAUCGCCGCCAACAAGAUGGACCUUUUCACCGCUUUGCCAUCGACCCUUGUUAAGUCCAACCUCGAAGCCGAGCUGACGAGAAUUCGUGCUUCGCGAAGCAAGGGACUGCUGGACUCGGGCGUCGGAUCUGACGACAUUGGCUCUGAAGAGCAGGAUUCUUGGCUGGGCGAGUACGGUUCCUCCAAGUUCACCUUCAGCCAGCUCCAGGAGUUCGAAAUCGAUGUUGAUGUCCUCCCUGGAAACGUCACUGGCGAUGGUCCCGGAGCAGACAAGUGGUGGUGGUGGAUCGCUCAGCGGAUAUAA
Fusarium proliferatum ET1 is the source of this 855-nucleotide messenger RNA. RefSeq names its product related to SRP102-signal recognition particle receptor, beta chain. The record is from RefSeq and is a predicted model, not a curated record. NCBI's taxonomy places the organism in Eukaryota, Fungi, Ascomycota, Sordariomycetes, Hypocreales, Nectriaceae. The coding region runs from base 1 to 855 and encodes 284 amino acids. The transcript has a single exon.